AUGUUCGAACAUGAUUAUUUCUUUCAUUCUGUCGCAGCGAUGGGACGUGGAGGACUAACAGUCACGAUUUGGAUACAAAUAACCGCUUUGCUUUGUCUGUGUGACCGGUCUACAGCGCAGCUCUCGUUCUCCGUUUCCGAGGAGGUUGACAAAGGAACGGUAGUGGGAAAUCUCGCUAAGGAUUUACAGAUUAAUGUUCACGAAUUGGAAAAACGGGAUUUACGAGUCGUAUCUGGCAAUUCUAAGAAAUAUUUCGACGUGGAUUUAAAAACUGGUGCUCUGUAUGUCUGCGAUAGGAUUGAUCGCGAGGAGCUCUGCCCAAAUACAGAAAAAUGCUCCCUGAACGUCGAAGCGAUUCUGAGCCACCCAAUGAAUCUGCAUCGCAUAGAGGUACAAAUUAUUGAUAUUAACGAUAAUGCACCAUCUUUUCGUGAAAAAGAAAAGACUUUCAAUAUUUCGGAAUCUUCUUUUACCGGAGAGAGAUAUCUCCUCCCGAUGGCUAACGACGCAGACACGGGCAGUAACUCGGUAAAGAGCUACAAGCUGACUCCAAAUGAGUAUUUCUCUCUGGACGUACAGAGCGGCGGACAACACAGUGAGUCUGCCGAGCUUGUUCUACAGAAAGCUUUAGACAGAGAGAAACAGUCUAUUAUCCGCCUUACUUUAACUGCUCUGGACGGAGGAAAACCAGCCCGGUCAGGCACAUUAAAGAUAGUGGUACAUGUUAUGGAUACAAACGACAAUGCUCCAGUAUUUAGUCAACCUCUGUACAAGGCCCAGGUCAGUGAAGGCGCCCCAUUUCAGACACCAAUAUUGACUGUUACUGCUACAGAUUUAGAUGAGGGAAUAAAUGGUGAGAUUGUGUAUUCAUUUAUUGAAAAGGGGAAUUUCAAUCCUGAGGCUUUAUUCUCAAUAAACCCAGAUACAGGGGAAAUACGAGUCAGGGGAAAAGUAGACUAUGAAGAGAAUACAGCUUAUGAUAUCCGAGUUCAGGCAAGGGAUAAAGGUUCGCCUUCUCGAAGUGUGCAUGGUAAAGUAUUAGUGGAAGUAAGUGAUGUUAAUGACAAUUUACCUGAAAUCAUUAUUACCUCUCUUAUGAGCCCAGUUAGAGAGGAUGCUGAGUUAGGUACAGUGGUCGCUUUGGUGACAGUGACUGAUAAAGAUGGAGGAAAAAACGGUUUCACUGGUGCUAACAUUCUAGGGUCGGUGCCUUUUAAACUCAAGCUAAACUACAAAAAUUAUUAUUCAUUAACAGUCGAUGGGCCCCUGGACAGAGAGAGUGUUUCUCAGUAUAAUGUCACCAUCAUAGCUACUGAUGAAGGCACCCCGCCUCUCUCUAGCACCAGUGUUAUUACGGUUCAGAUUUCUGAUGUCAAUGACAACGCCCCAUUAUUCUCAGUGCCUGUCAUUAAUGUAUAUGUGAAUGAGAAUAGUGCAGUGGGAGCUACUAUCUUUACUAUAACAGCAGUUGAUCCUGAUACAGGAGAAAAUGCAAAAGUAACAUAUUCAUUAUUAGAUGGUAUUGCUAAAACUAUUCCACUAACUACGGUUAUUAAUGUCAACUCCGAGACUGGAGACAUAGUCAGCCUGCAGUCUUUUAACUACGAGGAGUUGAAAACAUUUCAGUUUAAAGUUCAGGCCACAGACUCUGGUGUUCCUCCGCUCAGCAGCAACGUGACUGUGAACGUUUUAAUCCUGGAUGAGAAUGACAACAGUCCCACGAUUCUCGCGCCCUAUUCUGAGCACGGCUCCGUUAACAGUGAGACCAUCCCCUAUUCUGCUGAAGCGGGAUACUUUGUGGCAAAGAUCAGGGCUGUAGACGCAGACUCUGGAUACAAUGCGCUGCUUUCCUAUCACCUCUCUGAGCCCAAAGGAAACAACCUCUUCCGGAUCGGAACCAGCACCGGAGAGAUCAGGACUAAGAGGAGAAUGAGUGACAAUGACCUGAAAACUCACCCCUUGGUGGUGUUGGUUUCUGAUAACGGAGAACCCUCCCUGUCAGCUACUGUGUCUAUUGAAGUGGUGGUGGUUGAAAGCACAGCUGACAUCCAGACUCAGUUCAGACAUGUGCCCAUAAAGGAGGACAGCUUCUCUGAUUUAAACCUGUAUCUGCUGAUCUCCAUUGUGUCGGUGUCGGUGAUCUUUCUGCUGACCCUCAUCAGUUUAAUAGCUGUCAAAUGCCACAGGACAGACGGCAGUUUCAGCAGGUACAGCGCCCCAAUGAUCACCACCCACCCUGACGGGAGCUGGUCUUACUCUAAGGCUACUCAGCAGUAUGACGUGUGCUUCAGCUCAGACACACUGAAGAGUGACGUAGUGGUUUUCCCCGCACAGUUUCCGCCUGUAGAUGGUGAGCUGAUCAGUAUUAACGGAGGAGACACGUUUACACGAACUCAGACUUUACCUACUAAUGAAAAGCAGCCGACCAUUUCAGGACCACAAUGGAAAUAA
Messenger RNA from Anoplopoma fimbria (sablefish), 2451 nucleotides. RefSeq names its product protocadherin alpha-2-like. The record is from RefSeq and is a predicted model, not a curated record. Gene Ontology annotation, molecular function: calcium ion binding. Gene Ontology annotation, cellular component: plasma membrane. The transcript has 2 exons. The coding region runs from base 1 to 2451 and encodes 816 amino acids. Gene Ontology annotation, biological process: homophilic cell-cell adhesion. Lineage: Eukaryota; Metazoa; Chordata; Actinopteri; Perciformes; Anoplopomatidae.